This is a messenger RNA of Fragaria vesca subsp. vesca, 1396 nucleotides long. RefSeq names its product secretory carrier-associated membrane protein 3-like. Gene Ontology annotation, cellular component: trans-Golgi network membrane; recycling endosome membrane. The coding region runs from base 203 to 1072 and encodes 289 amino acids. Lineage: Eukaryota; Viridiplantae; Streptophyta; Magnoliopsida; Rosales; Rosaceae. The record is from RefSeq and is a predicted model, not a curated record. Gene Ontology annotation, biological process: protein transport. The transcript has 12 exons.
GAUUACAAAAGAGUAGAGACGACGAGUCCUCCGUUUUCUCUCUCUAGAAAACCGUCUCUCUUUCUCUCUCUACAAUUCUAAUUCUAAUCCUCAGUCUAAGGUUCUUGUGCCCUCAAAUUCUCGUCGUCUCUGUAUUCAAAUCCAUUUUCUUCUCCUCCAAGUUUUCUCUCAGAUCUCUCAGAAGCACUGAGGAGGCUCAUCCAUGGCUGGUCGAUACGAUAGUAACCCCUUCGCUGAAGAAGAGGAAGUCAAUCCGUUCUCGAAUCAUGGAAGCGUUGCUCCUGCCAAGAACUCGAGACUGUCACCUCUGCCUCCAGAGCGUGCUGGUUUCAAUUAUGGUAUUGGUGAAACCGUCGAUAUACCUAUUGAUGGAAGUGGGGAUUUGAAAAAGAGGGAGAGGGAACUCCAAGCUAAAGAAGCUGAACUAAGAAAGCGUGAAGAGGUUGUAAAACGGAAAGAAGAUGCUGCAGCACGUGCUGGAAUUGUUCUCGAGGAAAAAAAUUGGCCGCCAUUCUUUCCACUCAUCCAUCACGAUAUUGCAAAUGAAAUCCCAAUUCAUUUACAAAGGGUGCAGUAUGUCGCAUUUAUAACAUGGUUAGGAAUUAUUGCUUGCCUAUUCUGGAAUAUCAUAGCUGUGACCACUGCCUGGAUCAAGGGUGAAGGGGUGAAAAUAUGGUUCCUUGCGGUUAUAUAUUUCAUUGCUGGGGCACCUGGAUCUUAUGUGCUGUGGUACCGUCCUCUUUACCGUGUGUUCAGGUCUGAGAGUGCUUUGAAGUACGGAUGGUUUUUCAUGUUCUAUCUGUUUCACAUUGGCUUCUGCAUCUUUGCUGCGGUUGCUCCCCCUAUAAUCUUCAAAGGAAAAUCUCUCACUGGUAUUCUGGCUGCAAUUGAUGUUCUGAGCGAUCAUGCUUUGGUUGGGAUCUUCUACUUCAUUGGAUUCGGCAUGUUUUGUCUUGAAUCAGUGCUUAGCAUCUGGGUUAUUCAGCAAGUAUACAUGUACUUCCGGGGAAGUGGUAAAGCUGCUGAAAUGAGGCGGGAGGGAGCAAGACAUGUUGUGAGGGCAGCAAUAUAAAGGCAAAGAAACAUGUAAUCAGAUGAAAAGAUGGUGACUCUGUAUUGAUCUAGGUUGUAUAUGCCCUUAGCUACAGGAUUUGCGGAUACAGAUGUUUUACCCGAGCUUUUAUUUUUUGAUUUGUACCCCCUUUUUCACAAAUGAUUGAACUACCUCUGUUAGUAUAUCAGUGCUAUUGAAACUUGAAUUCAGGGCUUGUUAGAAACACGUUUUCUGCACUUUGCUGUUUCUAAGAAUUCUGUAAUAGAGUUUAAUUCAUUUCUGGUGUAAUGUUUUGGAAUUACAUCUCGGGUUACAUAGUCGAGUAAUUCUGAGAGCUGUAAC